This is a messenger RNA of Paramecium pentaurelia, 676 nucleotides long. The record is from the annotation of a GenBank genome assembly. NCBI's taxonomy places the organism in Eukaryota, Ciliophora, Oligohymenophorea, Peniculida, Parameciidae.
CAUGGCAUUCUAAUAAGACUAUGACUACUUGUUUAAGAUCCUUCUGAUAGGUAAUUCAGCUGUUGGCAAGGUAAGAUUAUAUAUGUAAUUCAUUAGAGCUCAUUAUUGUUACGAUUUUCCGAUUAGAUUUUUAGUGAGUCUUUCCUUCCUACAAUUGGUGUAGAUUUUAAAAUUCGUACAUUUGAUAUGUAAGGAAAAUCUGUAAAGAUGUAAAUUUGGGAUACAGCUGGUCAAGAAAGAUUCAAAACUAUUACAGCAUCUUAUUAUAAGGGAGCACAUGGAAUCAUUCUGACUUAUGAUAUCACAGACAAAUAAAGUUUUAAGGACAUUGAGAAUUGGUUGGCAGGUAAGCUAUAUAUUUAAAAAUAAAAGAGGUUGAAAAACAUGCUUCUGAGAAUGUGGUUAGAUUAUUGGUUGGAAAUAAGGCUGAUUUAGAAAGCAAGAGAUAGGUUACCUAUGAAGAAGGUAAAGAGUUGGCUGAUAGUUUGGGCAUAAAGUUUAUAGAGGCUUCAGCCAAAGCAAACACUAAUGUUGACUAAGCCUUUAUGACAUUGGCUAAUAAUAUCAAGGCUAAGAUUGGCAAGUCAGAGGAUAAACCAACUCCAGGAGGAAAGACCCCAACUGGUGGUUUGAAGAAUCCAUAACCUACAAAAAAGGAAGGAACCUGCUGUUGAAA